Messenger RNA from Pipistrellus kuhlii (Kuhl's pipistrelle), 2404 nucleotides. It is a transcript of the gene F11R, whose product is annotated as F11 receptor. Gene Ontology annotation, biological process: establishment of endothelial intestinal barrier; cell adhesion; regulation of membrane permeability. The transcript is spliced from 10 exons. Bases 101 to 997 code for a protein of 298 amino acids. Gene Ontology annotation, cellular component: bicellular tight junction. The record is from RefSeq and is a predicted model, not a curated record. Lineage: Eukaryota; Metazoa; Chordata; Mammalia; Chiroptera; Vespertilionidae.
UUUUGGGGGCCGGGCCGCGGCGGGACCCGGGCCAAGCUGGGCGCGCGGCUGGGUCUGUCCCGGGCUUGGCGGCCGGUUUCGCUUCGGGAUCCUGAUCGUGAUGGAUUCUAAGGCGAAAGUCGGGAGAAAAGAGUUGCUUCUCUUCGCGUCCGUGCUCCUGUGCUUGCUGGCGCCAGGCAGGGGAGCCGUGUACACUUCCAACUCCGAGGUCAAAGUUCCCGAGGAUAAACCCGCCAAGUUGUCCUGCUCCUACUCGGGCUUCUCCUCUCCCCGAGUGGAGUGGAAGUUUGCCCAGGGCGACAUCACCAGCCUCGUUUGCUAUAACAACAAGAUCACAGUUCCCUUUGAGGACAGAGUCACCUUCUCCAACACUGGCAUCACCUUCCACUCCGUGACCCGGAAGGACACGGGGAUGUACACGUGCAUGGUCUCUGAUGAAGGUGGCACCGCCUACGGGGAGGUCAGCGUCCAGCUCAUUGUCCUUGUGCCGCCAUCCAAACCCACGGUCAACAUCCCCUCCUCCGCCACCAUCGGGAGCCGGGCAGUGCUGACCUGUUCGGAGCCGGACGGCUCCCCGCCCUCUGAGUACCUGUGGUACAGGGACGGGGCCCUGAUGCCUCUGGAACCCAAGAGAAACCGUGCCUUCAGCAACUCUUCCUACAGCCUGAACCCCACGACAGGGGAGCUGGUCUUCGAUCCCGUCUCGGCCUCUGACACCGGAGAGUACUCCUGCCAGGCCCAGAACGGGUUCGGGAGCCCCGUGAUGUCCGCCGCGGUGCGCAUGGAGGCUGUGGAGCUGAACGUCGGGGGCAUCGUGGCAGCCGUCCUAGUCACACUCCUCCUCCUGGGACUCCUGGUUUUUGGCAUCUGGUUCGCCUACAGCCGGGGCUACUUUGACAGAAAGAAGAAAGGGACCGAGAGCAAGAAGGUCAUUUACAGCCAGCCCACCGCUCGGAGCGAGGGGGAGUUCAGACAGACUUCGUCCUUCCUGGUGUGAGCCCUCUGGUCUGGCCACCGCUUUCCUUGGGUGCUGCAGACUCUGGCCCCGAAGCGAAGCCCGUGCCCAGGAGGCCUGGUGUCUUCCCGCCCCGCCCCGCCCCCUCUGUCCUCACAUCGUCACGUCGCGAUGUGUUUUUAAUGUCAGCCCACACCCUCCCUCCUCCGCGCUGAGGCCCUGGGAUGCCCUCGGGGAGCCCGGCUGGGGGAGCCCGUGGGGAGGAGCUGCGGGGCGUUCGGUGCGGAGCAGCAGUCCCGGCGCCGCCCGGAGGAGACCCGGGGCCGGGGCAGCGCCUCGGGCCCCGCGGGGAGGGGGGCCGGGGCGUCCGAGCCCGGAGCCGGGAGCCGGGAGGUGUGAGUCCCCGGAUGAUGCUAGAAAUAAACCUCGGACCGAAAGCUUCUGUGGUGGGAGGUGAGGUUCUUCCACUCCUCCAGACCAAGAGGAAAUGCCUAACGCCCCCCCCGCAGCCCGGGCUGCGACUCCCAUCCCCCCGCAGCUCCCCACACGGCCCCGCACACACGGAGGGCACACACGGAGGGCACACACGGCCCCGCACACACGGAGGGCACACACGGAGGGCACACACGGCUGGCACACACGGAGGGCACACAUGGCCCUGCACACACGGAGGGCACACACGGCUGGCACACACGGAGGGCACACAUGGCCCUGCACACACGGAGGGCACACACGGCUGGCACGGCCCUGCUCACACGGCGGGCACACACGGUCCCACACACACGGCUCAGCACGCACGGUCCUGCACACACGACGGGCACACACGGCUUCGCACACACGGCGGGGGCACACGGUCCAGCACACAUGACCCCGCACACACAGUCCCGCACUCACGGCCUCCCACACACGGCUCCGCUCUCAUGGCCCCGCACACACGGCGGGCACACACAGUCCCACACACACAUACACACACACACACACACACACACGGCCUCGCACACACGCCCCCCCUCACCCCCCAACGACCCCGCACACAUGGUGAGCACACAUGGCCCCGCACACACAGCCCCGCACACAGGGCGGGCACGGAUGGCGGGGCUGCAGCACAGGGCGCCAGCCCAGCGGGAAAAACAACCACCAGGCAAAGUCACUCACCAAUCAGAAUCCCCCGACGGAAAUAAAGUCUGGUUAGUCGAUGAAAGUAGAGAUUAGGACACGUUCCAGAGGAAUGUGAAGCAGUUUCAAUCUGGCCUCUUGGGGAGAAGGUGGGAGUGAGGGAAGGGCCGGCAUAGGAUCCACUUGGCGAGUCAGCUGUUACUGCCUUGGAAUUCACCUCUGGCUACAAAACAUGUCAGCUUUGUGGAAUGUCAAAACCAUUUUUUAAAAUAAGUUGUUCACAUUCAGUUUAUUUAAGUCUUGAAGUAAAACAUUUAAAGAAUUUUGUCCUUC